AUGUGCCCCGGAGUGGGCGACGGGCACAAGCAUGCUUGUUGUCAGGAGAUCUCUUUCACUCCACCUCCUGCCCUGGCUCGGCCAGGAGAUGAGGUUUCUGACAAGAUCCCCAUAGGCAUUUAUGCGACUCCCGAGGAGUUCGUGCAGCGAGCUCGUGCUCUUCAACACCCGAUGGCGGGUCCCAGCGUUGUCACGGACUCCUUCAAGAGAGCCCUGUUCGCUAACCUCACUAAAACCCCUGCCGAGGUUGCAAGCUUGAGAGCCUCCUUCCUUGAGCAUGUAACACAUUUGACGGAGAAGCUUCGCUCCGAUGAGGAGGCUCUACAUCGCUCUUUCUCUCCUGAGCUUCAGAAGGUUCUUAAAGGAAAACGACUUCUCCUCUUUAAGACCUUGCUGGAAGAGUACCGGUACGACGAUGUUGGGGUCUGGGAGAUGCUUCGGGACGGCCCUUCCUUGACUGGCACUCAGGACCAUCCUCCCUAUGCCGAUCGUAGUUUUCGCCCGGCAACAGUUAGCACCGAACAGCUGGAGCGUGAAUCUUCCUGGAGGCGGAAAUUUGUGACCUCCAAAACUUCUUCACCCCAGGAUGCUGCUACUCUGACUUCUCUUGGUGAAGGUGAGGUUUCGGCUGGAUUCAUUUCGGGACCAUAUCGAACAGCGGCCGAAGUUACUGAGGCUUUGGGAAGGCCCGACUGGAUUGCAACUCCACGCUUUGUUUUGCUUCAGGGCUCCAAGGCCAAGCCCCGGGUUAUCGACGAUUGCAAAUCUUCGGGUCUGAACUCAUCUUUCUCCUCCACGGAGCGCCUUCGUCUGCAAGACCUCGACUAUGUGGUGGCGAUGAUCAAGCUGGCUGGCAGGAUGUCGGGUCGGCACAAAAUUCGCAUGGAUCUUUCCACUGGUGAUGUGCUCUGUGGUGAUUGA
Symbiodinium sp. CCMP2592 is the source of this 921-nucleotide messenger RNA. NCBI's taxonomy places the organism in Eukaryota, Dinophyceae, Suessiales, Symbiodiniaceae. The record is from the annotation of a GenBank genome assembly.